Loa loa (African eye worm) is the source of this 405-nucleotide messenger RNA. RefSeq lists its product as hypothetical. The record is from RefSeq and is a predicted model, not a curated record. The annotation marks the transcript as partial. The transcript has 2 exons. NCBI's taxonomy places the organism in Eukaryota, Metazoa, Nematoda, Chromadorea, Rhabditida, Onchocercidae.
AUGUCGCCUAAUAAUGAUAACAAUAAUAUCAAUGAUUAUAAUGUAAUCAAUUCCUACACUAUACUUUAUCAUAAUGAAUCAUUGAAAUGGAAAGGGAAAAAAAAUUUUAUAGAAUUAGCGCUUUUGGAAUGGUCAUCUGGUAUUCGAAUAUUCUCCUGCACUGAUGUACCAUUGGAAAUUUUUGUGGAACCAUUUAAACAAGCAUUAAUACGAUCAUUAAACAAAUUUUGCAGAAAUGCAACAGCAUGUCGUCUUGUUAAAUCAGUCUUCAAUACCCAAACAUGCGUGGAGGCUCUGCAUAUGUUCCCUCUUGCCGUCGAGUGUUUCGGUGGCUAUGUGGGUAGCCUUGGAGUUUGGGUGAGAGAAGAGCAAGAAGAAUCUAAGGCUCUGAUCCUGAUAGGUUUG